Messenger RNA from Kluyveromyces marxianus DMKU3-1042, 1554 nucleotides. It is a transcript of the gene NUP60, whose product is annotated as FG-nucleoporin NUP60. NCBI's taxonomy places the organism in Eukaryota, Fungi, Ascomycota, Saccharomycetes, Saccharomycetales, Saccharomycetaceae. The coding region runs from base 1 to 1554 and encodes 517 amino acids. Gene Ontology annotation, biological process: NLS-bearing protein import into nucleus; poly(A)+ mRNA export from nucleus; mRNA export from nucleus in response to heat stress. Gene Ontology annotation, cellular component: nuclear pore; nuclear pore nuclear basket. The transcript is spliced from 2 exons. Gene Ontology annotation, molecular function: structural constituent of nuclear pore. The record is from RefSeq and is a predicted model, not a curated record.
AUGGUUACAUGGUGUGUGACGGCUGGUACUUUGCUGUCGGAUGAAUUUCAUAUUUUCAUAGAAUAUAUCGUUAUAAAACCUUCGUUCUUUAACAAGAUUAAAUCCUUCUUCCAGAAUCAACAAGGACAGGACAAGGAGGCCAAAAGUGACACUCAAUCAACCUCUAAUAAAACCAGACGUUCUGAAUCUUCGUUCCACGUACCUGGAGGUUUUUAUGAUUCAAACGUAGCGGCAGAAAGCAGUGCUAUCUUGUCCCGUGUGCUGAGCAGUCACACCACGGCAAACAGUACGUUUGAUGGAUUAAACAAUGAAGAAAAUGAAGAAGAAGAGGAUCCAAAUGUCUCGAAUGCAAAACUUGCUUCAUUCUUCAAAGAAAAGGGUGAUCGUCCAUUAACGGAGAUGGAAAUGGAAGGUGUUAUUUCGUUAAUGAAGAAAAGCCGGUCUGUAUCAUCCACUCCGUACGGCAGUAGGAUUAUUAGUGAAUCCAAACAUGCUCCAACUAGCAAGAUUUUAAGAACGACAUCUGAAUCCAUAGCUACACCUUUAAGAGCAACAUCAUAUACACCAAGAUUUGAAGAUACUUCACAGGGAAAUCACUCUAUAAGAAGUACUAGAUCAUCCGUGACAAGGCGUAUCUUUGACUACUCUAAGGUCCCUUCGCCAUAUAGAACCACUGUUUACAAGUACAGUGCUGGAAGUCUACCAAGUAAGGAUAAAGAUUCGAAUACUUCUCUAUCGCAACCCAUCGAAACGAAAAACAAGGUUACUAGGAACAGAGCUCAACAACCUAAGAAACUAAGUAAUACAGCAUCUGCCCUAAUGUCGAUACUCGAUGGAGACAGUGCCAAGAAUGCCCAGACUACGAAUGUGUCUGUAGCCUCGUCAAUCGCGAACCCAUAUGCGUCGCAUGUUGCAAGAGUUCGUAAAACCAAACCGUCCGAAACAUCCUCGUCACAUCCUCCAAGUACCCCAGCGAAGUCUACAGGCAGCAAUAUCACAGAUCCCCAGCCUUCAUUGAGCCUUAACUCAUCAUCACAACCACAAAAUACCACUAGUAUAUCUUUAGAGAAAGAAUCCUCCAAGACGACGGAUGGAGCUAACAACACCACAAACACAAAUGCGAAUGGUUCCAGCCAGUAUAAGCCAGUCAUUUCAUCAUCAUUGAGACAGGCAGUGACCGCUGAGAAAUCUCCGGUCAAACCAGCUGACGAAAAACAGCCCGAAUCAAAGCCACAACCAGCAGCCCAGAUAUUCGGAAAUGACAGCAGUAAGAAUAGCAAUUUCAGUUUCACCUUCCAGAAGCCAGAGCCCUUCAACAUGCCUAGCCUACCCAAAAGCACUAUCCCUUCUAAGGCUGAUAGUACCAAUGGGAAAUCGCAUACCUUUUCAUUUGGCAAAACUGAGCCAGUGAAACCAAAGGAAACGGAAGCUUCCGAAAAACACACCAAACCAGCACUUCAAUUCUCCUUUGGAGAAGCACCAAAGAGCAACGUCGACCCAAACACAAUUGAUAAAAGGAAGGUAGAGCAAUAUAAAUCGAUGUUUGCAUUUUAG